AUGGCGUCCGCGAGCGCGCGGUGCCGCUUCUGCGGCGAGGUCGACGCCGUCGCCGCGCUCGUGGACCCCGGGUGCGCGUGCUACAAGAAGCGCGAGAGCGACCUGUGCCAUCGUUCGUGCCUGAGGGAGCGAAUCGAGCGCGCGUCCACGGGCGCGAGCGACGGCGCCGCGGACGCGUCGAGGAUUUGCGAGACGUGCGGCAUGCCUUUCCGCGUCGACGUCGUCGAGAGGUUCGCGCUCACGACGAGGAGAGUCUGCGGAGAGAACGCGGUGGCGACGGGCGUCAGCGUUCUCCUCGUCGUGACCACGCUCGCCACCUUCGUAAACAUGUCGUACGCGCGAGCUGGAACCGUCGCGACGGUGGACGACUUCGACGGAGGGCGAAGAGGCGGCGGCGGCGGCGGGGAAGGGAAGUGGGCGACGGCCGCGGUCGUCGUCUUCGCGGUGCUCGCGAUGCUGUUCGUGAGGAAAGCGCUCGCGCGAUGGAAGAGGCAGCAGACCGAAGUCGUGCGCGUGGACGUCGUGUAG
Micromonas pusilla CCMP1545 is the source of this 528-nucleotide messenger RNA. RefSeq lists its product as uncharacterized. Lineage: Eukaryota; Viridiplantae; Chlorophyta; Mamiellophyceae; Mamiellales; Mamiellaceae. The transcript has a single exon. The record is from RefSeq and is a predicted model, not a curated record. The coding region runs from base 1 to 528 and encodes 175 amino acids.